AGGGAAGAGCAUUGCAUCUCGCUCUGCAUAGGACAGAGGACAGAGGACAGAGGACAGAGGACAGAGGGCAGAAUUCAAAAGACACCGCAAGAGCGUCCAACAAGCACAGCGACGUCGAGAAGACUUUUGUUGCUUCACAGGCGACGUCUUCAGCACCAAGGACAGCGAUCGUCGCCAAGGCAGCGAGAGCUCCUUUUGAAUAGUUCGAAAUGGUGAUCACCUUCGACUCACAUUCGUUGACGCUUUUUGUGCUCUUCGGCGUCCUCUGGUCUCAGGGGUCAGCGGUGGGCAGCGACCCUAGUUCAAGACUGGGAGAUGUAGUUGGCUUCGAUGGACAGAGUGAGGAGGACCGGCCACAGUUACCAUUGGAAAUCGACAAUGAUAUUUACCAAAGCCCUAUAGUGGACAGUGAAAAGCUCUAUUACCAGUUGUCCGCAAACCUCCCAAGAACAACGCGCCACACUGAUGGUCUCUUCACGAGCGAGUACAGCAAGAUGCUGGGCCAGUUAUCUGCCAGGAAAUACCUGGAAUCCCUGAUCGGGAAGAGAGCCAGUGCCCAAGAUGAUGAUGUUCCUUCCAAACGCCACACUGAUUCGAUCUUCACCGACAACUUUAGCCGUAUCCGGAAAAAGAUGGCAGUGAAGAAAUACAUAGAAAGACUCAUGAAUAUCAGGAGAAGCCGUGAAGAGUUAAACUCAGCCAAUCUCUCAGAUACUGAGCCGCUUGGUGAGGACUAAGUGCAAUGGCUUUUGAAUCACCUUCCGCCUUUGAAUCUUUGGACCACAUCUUACUUACCUACUGGACUGAAAACUACAUAGCCUUUUUUUCAACUGUUAAUCAGGAGUGAAAGUCUAUCAGCAUCAAACUCCAAACCAACAUGUUCUGAAGGGAAUGUUAUGGUGACCCAUUUGGUUCCACAAAAAAUGAGAGUUGAUGUUUAUUCACUGUAAAUAAAAUCUCUCUGCAAUGAUAUAAACCUCUGUACCCCAUUAUACCUAAUAAAUGUAUUGCAAGUAGCAUGUGAAGUUCACAUUAUAUCAAUUGUAAAAGUCAUUGUGUUCAACACUUAACGAAAUAUCUCAUUCAGAAGGAAAUUUGUAGAAUUUAGAGAGAUACAGCAUGGAAACAGACUUGUUCUAUAUUAUCCCACUUGCACACCCUGCACACUAACGGAAAUUUACAGAAGCCAAUUAACCUAGCCAUGACCUAUCAUUAUGCAUUUAUAUUUCACGAGAGCAAGUGUGGACCCAUUGGGUCUGUUCCCCCAGCGCAAUAUUCACCACUCACCCAUAGUCCAAAACUGUGCAGGCGCGGCUGACAGGUUCCCGUUGUGACACCAGAAAUCCCCGUUGCGACGCGAGUCACGACAACACUCCCCCAACUGCGCAGGCACAGCCAACGUUUUUAAAGUUUAAAAUGACAAUAACUUGUAAAAUAUAAGAUCAAUGUGAACACAUCUCACUCUCACUCUUGUAUUGUAUUGUAUUGUAUUCGAAUAAUAGUAACGUCCUCACCAGGAAGCGGCUGAAGGACGGUAUCCCCCGCACCAUGCCCUCUUCCCCCACAUAAAGACAUUAAAAAAAUCAUAAAAAACACACAUCAACAUAACUAAAUAAACAAAA
Molecule: messenger RNA, 1622 nt
Organism: Leucoraja erinaceus (little skate)
Lineage: Eukaryota; Metazoa; Chordata; Chondrichthyes; Rajiformes; Rajidae
Product: VIP peptides-like
Exons: 7
Coding region: 210-737 (175 amino acids)
Biological process (GO): negative regulation of apoptotic process; negative regulation of potassium ion transport; positive regulation of protein catabolic process
Cellular component (GO): neuron projection; perikaryon; extracellular region
Molecular function (GO): peptide hormone receptor binding; neuropeptide hormone activity
Source: RefSeq, a predicted model, not a curated record